CUGUCCCGAGCGACCUCUGGCAUGUUGAAAGCUUUCAAAAUAUGUCUGUAAUCCCCGCCCAAGGCCACACCGACUCCACAGAUAGAACAAGGAGCGCAGACUCACCGGGAAUGACGCUAAUCUCAAUCACUGAUUGGACAAAUGUCCCAAAUUAAUGGAGCGAGGGCAGUUCCGGGAUUCCAACAUUGGCCUAGCAUACUAGCAAUUAGCCGCGGGACCGAAACGCACUCUUAAGUACUUGAAAACACCAGCCCUGGACGUCAGGAGGUGCCCUCCGAUUGGCCUAAUAGACAACGACGGUGUGUGACAGAACACUUGAGUGUGUGCGAAGAAAUAAAGAGGGCGAGAAAGAAGAGGACCCGCAGUUGUCUGAGUGGCUUAUUCUUCUUUCUGCGUGGCUCCAUUUCAAAGGGAUCAUGGGAAAAGAGGCAUGUUUACGGCGAAACCAUGGCGACACAGAUUUAGGCCCUGUUUGGGAUGAAUUGAUUUGACCUGCAUUGUCACAGACUGAACAAAACCGCUAGAUAAACAGCUAAUUGGUCCAGUUGACCCAACAAGACUGAUCUCACCAUUCUUUCAUAUUGACGGAGUACUGAAAUAGUGGAUACAACAUUUUAAAUAGCUUUUGUGUACAAGUUUUAAUGUUUGAAAAAGCUGCAAGUGUAUUUUUGCUGGGCAGCUUUAAGACUGGCUUAAAGUUGAGAUUUUUGUUUGUCUCAACCGUUGCUGCCUCCGCAGGAUAUAGAGCCUUGAACUCUCCCCUUUGCAAGCAUUCUGUCGCACUUUCCGCUAUCUCACAAAGACACAUUUCAGUGCCUAGAUACACCUUUUCUAAGACCAGAGUUCAGUCGAUGGUCACUGCUCUGCUAGAGAACCCUGUUCUGCUGUUUCAUAGGAUGUCCUGUUACUACCUCCUCAUUUCUGCCCCACAUUUCCCUUACCAGAAUUUGUAAAUGGACAACUGUUAACACUCAAGCACUGAGUAAUAGCUGAGGCGUUAUAGCAAGUUAGUGUUCAAUGCCUGUGGAGGGUUGGUUUGUUGUCUCACCAGGUCAGAAAGUGGUUGUUCAAGCAGUUCGUUGUGUGUGUCCUUGUGGGUCUUUGUUGCGCUACACAGGAGAGAUUUUGUUGAUUUAUUUAUAUUGUUGAACCAAAUAAGGUUACAUGAAGCCAUAUAGAAAUAUUUCUAAGAGUCGCAAUUAUUUUUGUAUAAUAGUGUAACGUUUUUAAGAUGUGUAAAAGUUAUAUAGUCUAAUAUAUACCUGCAAAGUUAUACACACAUGUAAACAAAGGUGUAGACUUUACUAUAAAAUCAUUAUUUUAGUUUUUAAGUGGUUUUAUUGGCUGAAGUGCAAAUAUCUGGCUAGCUUUCUCUAAGAUGUUUCUCCCAAACAGCUGCUUUGUGUAAUAUUACAAGUGCUGGUCCCUAAGAUCCUUCCCUUCUACCAUCAUGCGCCCUUAUCCCAUACGGACACCGAGGUGUUCUCUCUGACCCGUCCACCACACUUCUCUUUAGAUAUACCCCUUCUACCUCUCUCUUUCUCUCUCCCUCUGAUGCCGGGGUUUAGUAGUGGGGGGCUAGGGGGAGAAGUGGGUGGCCCCGCCUCUUCUUCUCCCCGUCGGUUCCACCCCAGCCGCUAUGUACCCGUCUCCGCGGCAACCACCUUUCUGGUCGCCUCCACCACACUCUUCUUCUGCUUCACGUGUCCGUGGUUGUCAGAGCAUGUCUCCUCCGUCGUUCCCAUCUAUAACGCUGUGGUCUUCCUCUUCACCCUCGCCAACUUCUGCAUGGCCACCUUUAUGGACCCAGGGGUCUUUCCCAGAGCGGAAGAGGAUGAGGAUAAAGAGGAUGAUUUCCGCGCUCCGCUCUAUAAGACAGUGGAUAUCAAGGGCAUUCAGGUCCGGAUGAAGUGGUGUUCCAGCUGCCGCUUCUACAGACCACCCCGCUGUUCACACUGCUCUGUGUGUGACAACUGUGUGGAGGACUUUGACCACCACUGCCCAUGGGUCAACAACUGUAUUGGGCGCAGGAACUACCGUCACUUUUUCCUGUUCCUGUUGUCCCUGACGAUCCACAUCAUGGGUGUGUUCGGCUUCGGCCUGCUCUACAUCCUCCACCACCAGCACCAGCUGGACAGGGUUCACUCCGCUGUCACUAUGGCUACAAUGUGUGUUGCUGGCCUCUUCUUCAUCCCAGUAGCAGGUCUUACUGGUUUCCACAUGGUACUGGUAGCUCGGGGUAGGACCACUAACGAGCAGGUCACAGGGAAGUUUAGGGGCGGCGUUAACCCUUUCACCAAUGGCUGUCUGAGGAACAUCUCACACGUGCUCUGUAGCGCUCAGGCUCCCAGGUAUGUGGGGCGGUGGCGGGGCAAACAGACAGCGGAGGUGCAGCCUCCCUUCCUCCGCCCUCCUCUCUCCGAGGCCCAGCUAGAAGCCAAAGUCCUGGACAAUGGCAUCCAGAACGACUGCCACAGCACCAGGUCUAAGAGCAGUUUAGAGCAGAUGGAGAGCCAGUCAGCUGAUGCAGAGCCUCCACCUCCUCCCAAACCGGAGCUCCGCUACCCUGGUCUGCCCCGCGCUGACACCGAGGAGAGCAGCUUGCUGUCUGAUGGUCCGCCCACUCCAUCUAUGUACAAGUACCGGCCGGCCUAUAGCAGCCCACAGAUGAACCACACAGCUCUGACACACCCAAACAAGAUGAUUCGUGGGGACAGUCUGGACUCUCCCUCCAUCCUCCAGUCGAGUUGCCAGCCCAGCUAUCGAUCUGAGCCCAGCACCCUUGAUGGGGGGUCGAUAAUAGGUGUGGGGGUGCAUAAGGGGGGAAGGGAAAGGGGCGAGGGCCCCGGGGGAACCAGCGGGACGGGUGGUGGCGUCUCGGGGGGCAUCUCCGGGUACUCCCUAGGGGGGCGGUCGUACACUUCCUACCCCUCAUCUCUUGUCUUGUCCACCGGUGGCUCCCUCUCAUCCAGCAUGCGCUCUGCCCACACGCACCACAAUACUCUGGGCACGCUCCAAUCAGAGGGCACCACCGACACCAGCUACAAGAGCCUGGCCAAUCAGACACCUCGGAAUGGCAGCCUGUCCUACGACAGCCUGCUGACACCGUCCGAGAGCCCAGAGUUUGAAUCGGCUGCUCAUGAGCUGUCCCCCCAGAAGCACCACACCCCCGCAGCGUUUCCCCCGGCGACUACCUUCUCCUUGCCGGCCCCCGGGGUCGGGGAUGCCCUGCAGGGGUACACCUCGCCCUUCCUCUCUGCACAGAUGGCCCAGCAGAGAGAGGGCCAGCUGCUCCAGGGCUCUGCCUCUUUCUCCUCCCCCCACAGGGCGUACCUACGCGCCAUCAGCCCGCCCCUGCCGACUCCUCCCCCACACACUGCUCACCCCGAGACACCGCACCUCCUCCACCAGGACACCAGACACCCACACCUCCGUGCCGCCUCCUCUCGCCCCCUUCCUCCCGUCUCUGAACAGCCCUCCCCGUCCUCCCCCCGUGCCUGUUCCCCUGACCCCCCUGUGUCCCCCCUGCCCCGAGGCCUCUCCCUGGGGCAGUCUCUCUCCUACACCCGAGAGGCAGGGCUCCAGCACAAGGCUCGGCCAAUGGGAGGAGGUGGUUUGUCGGGAGGGGGCGAAAUCGGAGGGACCCAGGCUCCACAAUCCACAUCUCGCCCAGGCUUGGCCAAUCACAGUACAUCUAAACCAGGGGGCGGGGUGAAAAAGGUGACUGGCGUCGGAGGGACAACCUAUGAGAUAUCGGUUUGAGUGACAGACGUCCGCCCCGGCCAAUGAUAGAAAGAAGAUUGUUCCACUGGACAGAUUCCAAAUUUCUUACUCUGAGGGGCUUCAAGAUGGAUGUUCACUAAAAUGCACCCACACAAUGGUCAAUAUGGAGUCGGAUAGUGGAAUAGAAGUGUGUUGGCUCACUGGUAUUUCAAUUACCUUCCUAUCCUUAUAGUGCAACUGGCCAUCUUUAUCUGCCAAUCUUUCAUAUUGGAUGUUGAUCAGUGUUGGAAUGGGACAACCUUACCUCGGCCUCUCUGUGAGCCAUAGACUGUAUAACAUAAAUGCUAUUAUGACUGCGGGGUACUAAACUCUCUCUAUAACACUUAUAUAAAAAUAUGAUUUGUUUUGGUACAUUAACACAUGGAGAAUUUAUGCGAUAAAAUAUAAUCCUGGAAGGAAGUAAGGCUUUUUAACCAAUCAGUAUGGUGCCUGAGAGGGCGCAUAUGGACUGGUGACCAAUCGUGGCACUCUGUGGUUUAAGACUUCCUGCUCCAUCAUAUGGAUGAAUCAAUCACAAUGGAUCCCCACUCCACAGUAGUCAUUAAUUAGUUAGUCUGCAGUGAUGAUGCCUCAACCACUAUAAUUUCAUUUUAGUUUUCUAAAAAACCAAAGCUUUAUUUAAUUGUUUUAUAUAAAUGUCUAAAAAAAUCUUUAAGAAUUAUUGGGUCAGAUGAUGAAGAUAUAGUUUAUUUUGCUUUGUGACAAACUGUUAAUGUGAGUGAGUUAGACUGGUCGCUUGUUUUGAUUGAAGGCUGCUUCAGCCUGUCAUAGAUCUUGAUGGAAUUCAUCAUCCAAUGUGAUGAUCCUCUCUGACGGACAGCUGAAGUGACAUCACUGAGGAUGUUGAAAGCCACAAAGAAAAUAGAAAUUCUGAAUCACAAAUACAGCACAAGCCUCUUUGUGGAAUGUACACUCAAUGUUUUUUAUUGAUACAUUAUUCAAAUUCUCUGUUUGUAGUUUUAAAUGAUUGUCCUUUUGAUGUUCAAUGUUUUCUGUCAAUCGAAUGCUAGAAAAACCUUAUAAAGAUGUCUAGCCAAAUGGGUUUAGGGUGGGAGGGGCUUAUUUAUUUGAACACACAGGGAAACCUUUGCGCUCUUAACACAAUUCCAAACCGAUAUCUACGUCCUGGAGUUGGAUGAAGUUGCCCCUAGACAAUGGGGCUUUUUGACCCUAAUGGUUAAGGUUAGGACUAGGGGAUGUUAAGAUUAUCCUAGAUCUGUUCUCAGAAGGGUCAUUUAUAACCCAGAGCGCACAUCGCUGUCAUAGUGCCUUGUCCUUAAAUUCUAAUGUACUUGGACAAUUCCAAGAAAUCAAAUUCUGGGGGGUGGUUUAUUUAUAGAUGGUAUAAUGGUAUAAUUAUAGAUAUUCUAUAGUAAUGUCUGAUUGUUAAUAGAAAUAUGUAUGAUGUGUCUUGGGGGGGGGGGGUUGAAAUUGAGGACUGUUUUGAUUGUUUUUUUGCCUUGAUACCAUUUGUAGUAAAACUAAGCAUUUUGUUUUUUACAGUAUUUCGUAUGACUACAGCCAGAUAAGAAUGUUAUAUUUGAGUUUGUUUUGUAGAUAUUCUGGCCUCUUGAUUUCUUUAUUUUGAAUCUCUUUAUGGUACAAUUUAACAUUUUGGCCACAAAUACGUUUAGGAAGGCAUGGUCAGAAACACAGAGGUGGGUGAGAAGUGGUGUUAUGUUUAAUCCAAAACUAUGAGAGUUGGAAUGUCAAAGCUAGCUGAAUAUAACACAUGUUAUGUUCUGAAGCACACAAAGUAGACUAUCCCACCAACCAAUCAAACAGCAGCAUGGCCAGUCAGUGUGUGUGCGUCCCACUCGUUUAGAUGUGUGUGUGUGUGUGUGUGUGUGUGUGUGUGAGAGAGAGAGAAUAUCCUUGCCAAAUGCACACCCGGUUGAUAUGUAUGAUGACAAUAGUUAAGCAUCAUAAUGGCACAAAAAGUCAGACAUACAGGACUGGAGAAAGUCUGACUUACUUUGGUGGUGAAGAAGUGAAUAUACAUGAGUAAAUUAGAACACUAUUGUUGUAAGCUGGGCUGAAUGAAAAGAGUGUCACAAAUGACUUCAAUGAUGAAUAUGAAAAAGACAGUUCCAAAAUGGCCUUAUGAAGUGGUUUUUAAAGAUGUCUUCUCAGAUUAAAAGGUUGCCCUGAUGGAAAAA
Oncorhynchus nerka (sockeye salmon) is the source of this 5942-nucleotide messenger RNA. RefSeq names its product palmitoyltransferase ZDHHC5-B-like. Lineage: Eukaryota; Metazoa; Chordata; Actinopteri; Salmoniformes; Salmonidae. Gene Ontology annotation, biological process: protein palmitoylation. Gene Ontology annotation, molecular function: palmitoyltransferase activity. The record is from RefSeq and is a predicted model, not a curated record.